Dunckerocampus dactyliophorus (ringed pipefish) is the source of this 1539-nucleotide messenger RNA. Its product is annotated as neurogenic differentiation factor 4-like. NCBI's taxonomy places the organism in Eukaryota, Metazoa, Chordata, Actinopteri, Syngnathiformes, Syngnathidae. The record is from RefSeq and is a predicted model, not a curated record. The transcript has 2 exons. Gene Ontology annotation, molecular function: protein dimerization activity. Bases 94 to 1122 code for a protein of 342 amino acids.
GUGCUCUGCAGAGGCACACACACACACACACACACACACAUGCGCACACACGUCUCUGACUGAUGGACACCCCAGCCAAAGUGUGACCUUUGGAUGCAAGAAAAGUCACCUCCAAACUUCUCGAGCGCAGAGACCAUGAUGAUGAAAGCCUUUGCGAGACACGGAGAGGGCGAGGAGGACGUCAGCCCCGUGCAGUGGAUGGACGGCGACAUGAGCUCGCCGGAUGGAAAUGCACCUUUGACCUCGCGCCGCUACAGGACGAGCGGCACCAACCAGCAACCCAGGGAGGAGGGCAGCGAGGAGGCCGAGGAAGACGAGGAGGAAGAAGAGGGAGGCCAGGAAGAUGAAAAUGAAUCCAAACAAUGCGGCCCCAAGAGGAAGCGUGUGACCAAAGCCAGGCAGGAGCGCUUUCGUGCCCGGCGCAUUAAAGCCAACGCCAGGGAGCGCUCACGCAUGCACGGCCUAAACGAUGCUCUGGAGAACCUGCGCAGCAUCAUGCCUUGCCACUCAAAAACACAAAAACUCUCCAAAAUUGAGACGCUGCGGCUGGCCCGUAACUACAUCUGCGCUCUCUCCGCCGCCCUGGAGGGGGGGCUGUCCAUGGAGAGCAGGGCUUUCAUGGAAACCCUGUGCAAGGGCCUGUCCCAGCCUACCACCAACCUCGUGGCGGGCUGCCUUCAACUGGGCCCGGCGCCAGCUGUUGGUGGGAGGCCUGAUGACAGAGUCCGGCCGCCCCCCGUCCCUCUGGGCGGCAUAGCCAACUACUCCUCCCCGGGCCUGCCAAGUCCACCCUACGGCAGCUUUGACUCCGCUCACCUGCUCCACCUGAGGGCCAUGAAAGGAGGGGGUUACGAGAGCCACUCGCCAAAUGAGUACACCACAGGCGGUGUGGGCACCCCACCCUACGAGGCGCCCCCUACACCACCUCUGAGCAUCAGCAGCAACCUGGUCAGCAAACAGGAGCCGUCGCCUCACUACUUACCGCCGUCCCACUACUCCCCGUCCCCUGUGGACCACGGCCUGUACCAGCCUCAGAGCGCCUAUGGCGUGCAGGCCUCAUAUGACUCCUACCAUCCACCGCACAUCACCCCCCGACAGAUAACCCCCGUCUACAGGGACUGAGAGAGUGGUAGGGUAAUACUUGUUGUGGUGCACAAUAGACUAGCUGAUGUGUCAAGUUGCACACUGACUUGACGGCAGCUCUAUUUGUCUCAAACCAAUGACCAAAUGGAUCCGCGUGGGACGGAUGCCCGCAAUGUCCCAUUAAUGUCCAAGCACUUCUUGUCUAGCUCAUCUAGGAACUGCAGAUAUUCUACACAAAUGAAAAGUAUCUUUUAUUUAUUGUCUAAUUUAUCAUGUACAUGUCUUUCUUUGGUGUUUGUGCUCUCUCUUGUCGACAGUUUUUCUUUUGUGCGUAGGUUUCUUUGUCGUGUAUUUUUAAGUCUGGAACACAUUACUCUCAGGUUAGGUAUUAAAAUGGAUGAAAUGGCCAUGAAACAUUUGCUUUGUAUUGUUUUUCUUUGGGGUAUCGACAUUAAA